This is a messenger RNA of Malurus melanocephalus (red-backed fairy wren), 3955 nucleotides long. It is a transcript of the gene MCM10, whose product is annotated as minichromosome maintenance 10 replication initiation factor. The transcript is spliced from 20 exons. Gene Ontology annotation, molecular function: single-stranded DNA binding; DNA replication origin binding. Gene Ontology annotation, cellular component: replication fork protection complex; nucleus. NCBI's taxonomy places the organism in Eukaryota, Metazoa, Chordata, Aves, Passeriformes, Maluridae. Gene Ontology annotation, biological process: DNA replication; DNA replication initiation. Bases 98 to 2689 code for a protein of 863 amino acids. The record is from RefSeq and is a predicted model, not a curated record.
GAACUAUCAAAAUUCAUGGGCAAAKCAAACGUCUCUGCAGCAGGAAGACCUAGAAUAUUUUGCCUUGAGGGGUUCUUCAAGAAAUCCUGGUGAAACUAUGGAUGCUGAUGAUGACUUGGAUCUGUUGGCUUCCCUCCUGGAAGAAAAUGAAGCAGCUGAGGAGAGGAAUUCUCCUGAGGAAGAUGCUCCUGAGGAUGAGGGGGGAGAACCAGAUGAAUAUGAUGAGCUCUUCGAUGCAGAAGAUGAYGCAUCCUACACUGAAGAGGUUGAUKCUGAGGACAGCCUGAUUGAUGAGCAGAAGGAGAACCUGGCUACGCUGUUUGGAGAUGUAGAUGACCUGCUGGAAGAGGAGGAGGCAGARAAUGCUGUCCCCACUUCAGCUCCCAGUCAGGCGAAGGAGAAAACCAAUGAAGAAUUGCAAGCUGAGCUGAGAAAAUUACAAGAACAAAUGAAGAYGUUACAGGAGCAGUUGCAGAAGACUGCUCUUGGGCAGCAAUCCAGUUCAGGUCCUGAAAAGAAAAGCCCUGGUAAAUCUCCCUGUCCACCCUUAAAGGAAAGGAAAGUUCAGAAGCUGCAGGAGUCACCGUGCUUCUCAGCCCAGCUGGGCAAUCCUUUACCACCAGCCAAGCGAGGAAUCCAGAAAUCAAAAGCAUCCUCAGCAGAGAACAAGAUUCCUCCUCCACAACAAGUCCUCAGUCUGGCGUUCCAGCCUCUCAAGUCUGCCACAGGGAACACACCCAGUAAGGUGACCAGAGAGAAGACUUCUCAUGUACCUGCAUGUUCCAGUGCAACCACUCAACCAGUGUGUGUGGAAACCUUCUCAGGACUGAGAUUAAGAAAACCCCGGGUGUCUUCAGCUGAAAUGGACAGGAAAAUGGCUAACAGGAAGCUCAUCCGACUGUCCCAGCUGAAGAGUAAACUUGCUACUGAAAAUCUGGAGGAAAUAGACUGGGUAACAUUUGGAGUCAUAGUGAAGAAGGUCACUCCUCAGAGUGCAAAUAAUGGCAGGACCUUCAGUAUCUGGCGGCUGAACGACCUGCGGGAUCUCAAUGAGUGCGUCUCGCUCUUCCUSUUUGGUGAAGUCCACAAGCAGCACUGGAAGACAGACCAAGGCACAGUCAUUGGGCUGCUCAAUGCCAACCCUAUGAAACCUAAAGAAGGCUCAGAUGAGGUGUGUUUGUCCAUUGACCAUCCYCAGAAGAUCCUCCUGAUGGGAGAAGCUCUGGAUAUGGGCACGUGCAAAGCCAGGAAAAAGAACGGUGAUCCUUGUACACAGAUUGUGAACCUGCAUGACUGUGAAUAUUGUCAGUAUCACAUACAAACCCAGUACAAGAAGCUCAGCUCAAAGAGGGCAGAUCUGCAGUCCACCUUUUCUGGUGGCCGCAUUCCCAAAAGUCGGAAAAAUCCCACUUUGAAGGAGAGGCUGUGUCAGGAUGGGUUUUACUAUGGAGGAGUCUCUUCAGCAGCAUAUGCAGCCUCAGUUGCAGCAGCUGCUGUGCCAAAAAGGAAGAUUCAAACCACUCUCUCCAACCUGGUCGUGAGAGGAGCUGAUGCAAUUGUCCAGGAAACCAAGCAGAAAAUUGGUGCAGCAAAGAGAUCMAUGCAAUGCUCUGAAGAGUUCAGGGAACUGCUGGCACAGCCAACUUUUGGAGCACGAAACCUCAGCAAACACUGGACCAAAGCAGAUGCUGAAAAGAAGCAAGGGGCUGAUUUCCAGCCCAUCUCUGCUUCAGCACUGCUCAAGCAACAGAAACAGAAAUUGCUGGAGGCCAGAAAAAGGCGAUCUGAAGAGAUUCAGAGGCGGUUUCUCCAGAACACAAGUAAAGUCAGCACUCCUGCCCCAUCCUCCUCCAGACAGACCUCCCUCCAUUCCCCAGUGCCUGGGGCAGAGUUUCCCAAAGCUGCAAAAAUGUCAACRCCUCAAAGGCCCAAACUUGGCACAGGCUUCUCAGAAGGAGAAGAUAUCCUCUUCUUUGACAAGUCUCCACCUCCAAGGCCAAAGCUAGACAGCUUGGCAGAAGCCAAAAAGCUGGCUGCAAUACAACGACUGCGAGCAAAAGGCCAAAUUCUUCCUAAAACGGACCCAAACAGUGUCAAGAGGAAACGAACUGAUGUUGAGGAUGUCCUAGAAAUUGUUGAAAGAGUUGAGAAAAAUGUUGCUCAGCCCCAAGAUGCAGACAAUGGAAUGGAUGAACUGGARCCUGCCCAAAAGAAACGGCGUGAGCAGCUGGCCUAUCUGGAGUCAGAAGAGUUUCAGAAAAUCCUGAAAGCCAAAUCCAAGCACACAGAUGUCCUGAAAGAGGCUGAGGCUGAACUGCAGGAGAAAUACUUUCAGCCCCUGGUGAAAAAGGAAGAACUGGAAGAGAAGAUGAGGAACAUUAAAGCAGUGAAAUGCCGAGUUGUGACAUGUAAAACGUGUAAUUACACCUAUUUCAAGCCUCUGGAGACGUGUGUGCAGGAUAACCAUGACUAUCUUUGGCAUGAUGCCAUCAAGAGAUUUUUYAAAUGUCCUUGUGGAAGCAGAGCUAUUUCACUUGACAGGCUCCCAAAAAAGCCCUGCAGUACCUGUGGCCUUUUCAAGUGGGAGCGAGAYGGGAUGCUGAAGGAGAARAAAGGUCCGAAGAUUGGUGGAGAAACGCUUUUACCAAGAGGAGAGGAACAACCAAAGUUUCUCAAUAGUCUUAAGUGACCUGGAGUUGAUUUUUUUCACAAGGGUGGAUUUCUGUGUCUGAAACACACAUUUAUACUGGACUGCCAAGAUUCAGGUUUUAGGGAUGAAUCRGUAGGGGAAUCAGUUCUUGAUGAAAAGGACAUCCACCAAGUGUACACCAGGCCACCACUGCACGCAUAUUGAACUUCAAUCUUUUUUUAAUUGACUGAAUAAGGCUGCAUGUGAAAUGCACAUUCAUGCCUGUUCUUUCCAACUAACAACAGAAGAAUGACCUCACCAGACUUUUAAGUGACAAAUCAUCAUGAAUGGGAAUGACUGUAUAUUCCAUAAGCACUUAUGAAAUCAAUACUGUGAUAUGUUCAUGCCAACCUGUCCCGUUCCUUAGCUCUUGAACAGAAAGGAGUGUGAGAGGGUUGUAGGUACAGAGCAUUCUCCAUUGGCUUUGAAAUCACUCUGAACCCUUAGGAACAGAUGUCUUGAGUUUUUCCUUGGCUCACCUGUUAAAAAGCCCUUCCACGGCUUUGGCAUUGCAAGCCAGCAGUGUUUAUGCUGCAAACUCAGAGCUCCCUGUCCCCAGCACCAUCCACACUACAGCGUUCUUGUGACUACAGACCUGCAGCUCCCACUUUGAAAAGCAUUUUAAUGAAUCUGGCACUAUUUUGUGAGUAGUUUUAUAGAGCUGAGUGAUUAUAUUUAAAAGCUUUUACCCUUCUUUUGACAUUUAAAAUAGGAACAGUAGCUUUCUCAGACUGAGCAGGAUGAGCUCUCCCUCCAAGAGGGUGCUGUGGAGAAAUCUUGUCUCCAUACAGGCAUUGUUCAGAAAGCACAUUCUYUAGGGAUGCCUGGAGCCUUUAAUCAGCUUUUCCUGGACCUGAGCCUUUUCCUGCCUGUAGCUCAUGCCCAGCAGGAYCACAGGAUAUUUUUAAGUGCCUAAAAGCACUCUCACCUCUGUGAUUUGAAGUGCCAUCAGCUGUCUCACGUAUCCCACUGGUGAGGCAUCACAAACUGCCAAUGCCUCUUGUUUGUUUGCACAGGGGCUGGAAGAGAUGGAAGUUACUUCAUUUGAAGCAGCUGGACAGAUUCACCUCAGCAUUCUGCAGCCCUCAUCUUUUACUGGUGCUUUUUUUGGUGCCACUUGGCCUCUUGCAUUCAUUUCAGUCUCAUAUGGGUACCAUUUGCUGAGUGGGGACUGAAUCAGUAACUGAUAUUGCUUGGAAACAUCUGUGGAUUCCUCAUUCAGAAUAAAUAGAAUGCAAAAUAAAACAGUCCCUGGGUCUGCACGGU